AUGACUAACUUUGCGACUUAUAUUCCAAUGCGUUACAUCGCCGCUUACUUGCUCCUUCAAACCGGAGGCAACGCCUCCCCAUCCGCUGCCGAUAUCACGAAGCUCCUUGGUGCUGUGGGCAUUGACGCCGAUGAGGAUCGCCUCAGCAAGCUCUUGUCCGAGCUCGAGGGCAAAGAUGUCGCUUCCUUGAUUGCCGAAGGCUCCUCCAAGCUCGCAUCUGUUCCUUCUGGAGGAGGUGGAGGUGCCGCCGCCGCCCCUGCCGCCGGAGGAGCUGCUGCCGCUGCAGACGCACCCAAGGAGGAGGAGAAGAAGGAAGAAGAGAAGGAAGAAUCCGACGACGACAUGGGCUUCGGUCUCUUCGAUUAA
Messenger RNA from Pleurotus ostreatus (oyster mushroom), 366 nucleotides. RefSeq names its product 60S acidic ribosomal protein P2 (gene RPP2B). The record is from RefSeq and is a predicted model, not a curated record. Bases 1 to 366 code for a protein of 121 amino acids. Gene Ontology annotation, cellular component: cytosolic large ribosomal subunit; ribosome. Lineage: Eukaryota; Fungi; Basidiomycota; Agaricomycetes; Agaricales; Pleurotaceae. Gene Ontology annotation, molecular function: structural constituent of ribosome. The transcript is spliced from 5 exons. Gene Ontology annotation, biological process: cytoplasmic translational elongation.